Loxodonta africana (African savanna elephant) is the source of this 12603-nucleotide messenger RNA. RefSeq names its product zinc finger protein 12 (gene ZNF12). NCBI's taxonomy places the organism in Eukaryota, Metazoa, Chordata, Mammalia, Proboscidea, Elephantidae. Bases 285 to 2405 code for a protein of 706 amino acids. The transcript is spliced from 5 exons. The record is from RefSeq and is a predicted model, not a curated record. Gene Ontology annotation, biological process: regulation of DNA-templated transcription.
CAUCGCCAGCGGCCCUGGUCUGAGUUUACCCACGGCCAGGCCGAGGCCCCGGGGACCGUGAGUUACACGGAGGCCGAUCUGGGUCCGCGAGGAACGUUCCGGCCGAAGUGCACUUCUCCUGCAAGCCCCGACCCAGCUUCUCGGGGGCAGGAGACAUCGGUAAAGUGGAAGAGGAGAUUCGGGAGCAGAGGCCGCGCCUGAGAGAUCAGACCCGGACGCGGUCCGCUUACCCGAGCCGUGGGGCAGAGCCGAGCGACCCCCGAAAGGGUCUGCCUUCACUCUUAAUGUCCUCCACGCUUCCCCAAGAGCAGCAGAAAAUGGAUAAGGCCCUGGGGUCAGUGUCGUUCAAGGAUGUGGCCGUGGACUUCACCCAGGAGGAGUGGCAGCGACUGGACACUGCUCAGAAGACAAUAUACAAGGAUGUAAUGCUGGAGAACUACAGCCAUCUAAUUUCGCUGGGGCAUCCCAUUAUCAAACCGGAUGUUAUCACCAAGUUGGAGCAAGGAGAAGAGCCAUGGAUAGUAGAAGGAGAAUUCCUACUUCAGAGUUAUCCAGAAGAAGCCCAGAAAGUUGAUGACCUGAUAGAGAGAGUCCAGGAAAAUGAAGAUGAACUUUCAGGGCAAUCGGUAUUCAUCAACAAGACUCUGAUGGAAGAGAGAGGUAAUAUUCUUGAUAAAACUUUGAAUGUGGAAUCAAGCCCUGAUCUUUCAAGAAAAAUCUCCUAUAAAUGUGACUCAUGUGAGAAGAAUUUAAAGUCUAUUUCAGGGUAUAUUACCAGUGAUGGAAGCUAUGCAAGAAUGAACCCUGAUGAAUGUAGUGGAUGUGGGAAGUCACUUCUCCAUAUUAAGCUUGAGAAAACUCAUCCUGGAGAUCAGUCGUAUGAAUUUACUGAAACUGGGGAAACUGAUACUCUAAAUGAUGGAAGUAUUUAUCAGAAAAUCCAUAUUUUGGAGAAACCCUUUGAUUAUAUUGAAUGCCAGAAAGCCUUCCAAACGGAGACAGUUUUUGUUAAUCAUAUGGAGGAGAAACCCUGUAAGUGGAAUGAAUCUGAAAUAGCCUUCCUGCAAAUGUCAAACCUUGGUGUACAUCAGAGAUCUCAUAUGGAAAUGAAGCCCUAUGAAUGCAGCGAAUGUGGGAAAUCCUUCUGUAAAAAGUCAAAAUUUAUUAUACAUCAGAGGACUCACACGGGAGAGAAACCUUUUGUAUGUAAUCAAUGUGGGAAAUCCUUUUGUCAGAAGGGAACUCUCACUGUACAUCUGAGAACACAUACAGGGGAGAAGCCCUAUGAAUGUAGUGUAUGUGGGAAAACAUUCUACCAGAAGUUACACCUCAUUCAACAUGAGAGAACUCAUUCAGGAGAGAAGCCCUAUGAAUGUAACUAUUGUGGAAAAUCCUUUUGCCAGAAGACCCAUCUCACACAACACCAGAGAACACAUUCAGGAGAGAGACCUUAUGUUUGUCAUUACUGUGCAAAAACCUUCUCCCAGAAGUCAGCACUUAAUGACCACCAUAAAAUUCAUACAGGUGUGAAGCUCUAUAAGUGUAAUGAAUGUGGGAAAUGCUUCUGCCGCAAGUCUACACUUACAACACAUCAGAGGACACACACAGGCGAGAAACCCUAUGAAUGUAACGAAUGUGGAAAGUUUUUCUCUCGGUUAUCAUAUCUCACUGUACAUUAUAGAACUCAUUCAGGAGAGAAACCCUAUGAAUGUAAUGAGUGUGGGAAAACCUUCUAUCUGAACUCAGCGCUCAUGAGACAUCAGAGAGUACAUACAGGAGAGAAACCCUAUGAAUGUAAUGAAUGUGGAAAAUUAUUCUCCCAGCUGUCAUACCUCAAUGUACAUCAUAGAACUCAUUCAGGAGUGAAACCCUAUGAAUGUAAUGAAUGUGGAAAGUCCUUCUACCAGAAUUCAGCCCUCUGUAGACAUCAAAGAAUACAUAAAGGAGAGAAGCCCUAUGAAUGUUACAUAUGUGGAAAGUUCUUCUCUCAGAUGUCGUACCUCACCAUACAUCAUAGAAUUCAUUCAGGAGAGAAACCUUAUGAAUGUAGUGAAUGUGGGAAAACCUUCUGCCAGAAUUCAGCCCUUAAUAGACAUCAGAGAACACACACAGGAGAGAAAUCCUAUGAAUGUUAUGAAUGCGGAAAAUUUUUUUCUCAGAUGUCAUAUCUAACUAUACAUCAUCGAAUUCAUUCAGGAGAGAAACCCUUUGAAUGUAAUGAAUGUGGAAAAGCUUUCUCUCGGAUGUCAUACCUCACUGUACAUUAUAGAACUCAUUCAGGAGAGAAACCCUAUGAAUGUAAUGAGUGUGGAAAAAAAUUCUAUCACAAGUCAGCCUUUAAUAGCCAUCAAAGAAUUCAUAGGAAAGGGAACAUAAAUGUAAUUGACGUGGAAAGGCUUCUCUGAAAUCAGACCUCAUUUUAUGCCAUAGAACCUUUUCAGUAUAGUGAAUAAAAAAAAUCCUACCCGGAGUGAAAUACUAUCACACAUUAGAGAAUUCACACAGGUGAAAUGGAAAAGCCUUUGUGCAUUAGUCAGACUUGUAAUAUGAAAACUCACAGGGUAGAAACCUGUAAGAUCACAGAACUCACUGGAUACCAGACUGUACAGGAGUAAAAACUUUAAAUAUUUAGAGUGUGUAAGUUUUCACUAUGGACUCAAAAUAUUUAAUAGAUCAGGGAAUUCAUACCACGAGAGAGCUAUCGGUGUAAGAAAUGUGGAAAACAUACUCGACAUUUGGGAAUUAUUAAUACUACGUUUGGGAAUUGUUAAUACUAAAAGAUAGGUUUCAAAUAUCAAACUUUUUGUUUUUAAAAAAAAAAAAACCAGAAGAGAUCUGCUGUGAAUAGACAUUCACCUUCUAUAAAUAGAAGCUGUAAAAUCAUCAAGAUAGUUCAUCAAAAUAGCAACAUUAAACAUCUAGGAGCAGUUCUUGAGGUAGAUAGGGCUUAUUUGUAUUUAGUUUUUUAGUAUGCUCCGUUAACGGGAAUUGUAUGCUUGAAAAGGCAGAGUAUCUUCAUUAGAGUGAUUUGUAAUACAUAUGGUAAGAUCAUCCCUUCUAAAAAGCACCACUAAGUCAGUAUCUUAAUAUACAUUGCCACUGAAAUAAUACUUGGCAGGCAUAAAGUAUACUUUUAGUUGUGUUUGGUUAUUGUUAAUGAACUGAAUCUUAUGUAAAGAAGCUAGUGGUUUUAGUGUUUUCAACUGUAUCUGAUUCAGCAAAAUACAUAGAAAUCUAUGCAUAAAAUAGAUAGAAAACUCUGUAUAAUUUUAAAUUGUUAAUACCAGAAGGUUCCAUGAGGGAAAAACAGCUGUAGUAUGCACUGCACUCUGUCCAGUUUAAAAAUGAACUUAAAAUGCUCCGUUUUUGUAUAUUGUUUAAGUGUAAUGAUUUAUUUGGAUGCCUACGUGAGUGUGCAGAGCACGAAUACUGUGUAAUUUAGGAAUUACCUGUAUUUUUAUUUGAUAUGAUACGCCUUUGAACAUUGUGCAUGCUCCUUCCUAUUAUUGAAUUAAUUCAUAACAUUAAUAUAGGUUUGUGGCAGACGUUGUUGAGUGACUGCCCUAGUCACGCCCUUCCUUUUGUUUACCGGCAAAGUUUGGGUGUCCGCUCCUUUAAGGAGUUGGGGUAAGCCCUGACUCAUUUCAGUCAGUAAUGAAAAUCCCAUCCUCAUUGGUGGUGAUUGGUUUAGUGUGAUCAUAGGACCCAGUUCUAGACAAAUAAAGGGAGUAUCUGUUAGAUUAUUUCUGGAAAAGUUUUCCUCAAAGAUUUAAGGAAUCAUGCAGGAUUAAGUAGAAUUUGUUUUCAGUGAAAAUUACGUUGUCUACAUACGAUGCCUGGUUAUGUCUCUCAACAAUGACAAAGCAGAAAGCCUGGGAGAACCUGGGACCUGGAUGAUGUUACUGAGCCACUGACCUGGUCAACUUUGUAGCCACUCCACCUCUGGACUAUUUUUUUUGUGUGUGUGAGAGACGAAACCUCUUUAAGCCAGUUGAUUUAGUGGGCUCUGUUAGUAAUAGCUAAAGACAUUCUGUCUGAAGUUAUGCAAUUCAGAAGUGGACUUUGGGGAAAUCAUUUAUUUUGCACUGCUGAUAAAAAGAUUUGUCUUAUUUUCUGUAAAUUUUGAUGUAAAUAGAUUGAGCAUUAGAAGUCAACUUGAAACAAUUGUGUAUGCAUCAAUGAACUGUGUUACUAUUGACCUAAGAAAUUAACUUUUGGAAUCUGACGUUAACUGUCAGGUAUAACUUCUUUUUUUAUAACACAUGAAGUCUUGUUUAAUUCGUAUUGUUCGUUGAUCAUUGCUACAAUGUUAGUUGACAGUACAUGUUUGAAGUAAGGAUCUAAUUUUGUUUGCUUUCAAAUGCCUAAGCUGAUUGCCUGUAUUAGUCAAAUAAUUUACCCUUUACCACUAAGAUGAAAUGCCAUAUUUUUUAUGUAUUAAAAUCCACAUAGAUCCCAUUUCUGUUCCUUAGCACUUUUUCUCCAUGUUCUUCUAGAUGAUUGUGAGUAUGCUACGUAACAGGAACUAGAUGUCUGGUAGAUUGCAGAGUUUGUGUAAGCAAUAUGUAUGCAUAAUAUAGUUGUUGGAAUAAUAUUUGCAAAGAUUUCCCUCAUUAGUAUAUCAUUGUAGCUUAACUCUACAGUAUGCAUAUUAAGUAAAGUAUUUUUAAAAUGAAAAAGGUCUACCCCAUUCUUUUUGUCCUACAGAUUGCCAGCAUAUAAAAGGGUCUAAAUUGUCUGUUCAAUAAUGUAGUCGUUGUGGAACAUUCUCAUAGUUUCAAAGAUGCAAAUAUUUUUGUAUUACCUCAUCUCUGAAAUUAGGAUCAGUAGCAUGUUGCAAUUUAAUUGGCAUUGUUUUUAUUUUUUCUUAGAGUUACUUAGACUAAUGGUUUGUCUUAGAUUUGAUGAAAGGCAGUAUUUGAAAAAUGUUUUAAUUAUUCCUGGAAGAGUGUAAGAUACACAGGCCUCCAUGAAAGACAUCACUGUGGGAUGCUGGCUCAGCCUACUUGUCCUACAGCAAGGACUGAAAAUGGAAUUGAUGGAGCUGAGCACGAGCACCUGCUUUUUAUACACAGUGACCUCGUAACUUGGAGUGUGGGCAGAUCAGGAACUGUUAGAGCUAUUUUCAAGAACUGAGCAGACCUUCCUGGCAGGUAGAAGUGAAGUCCCCCUAGUUUUUUCAGUCAUCCCAGGAUUAGUGAAAUGGUUACUUCCAUAGUUUCUGAAAUAGGUCAAAAUGAGACAUGAUAUUACCACCACAGACACAUUAUUUCUGAGGCUGAAGAUUCAUCCUGUACUCUCUAUUCCAUCUUAGUAUGCCCAGCUAUGUUGUUCAGUCAAGCUCCCUGUCUUAAUUUUUUAGUGCUGCUACAGCAGAAAUACGACAGGUGGGUGGCUUUAACAAACACAGUUCUCACAGUUUAGGAGGCUGGAAGUCUGAAUUCAGGGUGCUGGCUCAGGGGAAGGCUCUCUCUCAGCUCUAGGGGAAGGUCCUUGUUUCUUUUCUGUUCCUCAGUCCUUUGGCAGUCUUCAUGUGGCCUGGCAUCUGUCUUCCCCCAUCUCUGCUUCCUUGCUUGACCAGCUAUAUCUCAAAAGAUUUAUUUAAGAUACACCCAACACUAAUACUGCCUCAUUAAGAUAGCAAAGAAAACCCAUCCCCAAGUAGGAUUAUAGCCCAGGUAUAGGGAUUAGGAUUUACAACACAUAUUUUGGGGGAAUGCAGUUCAAUCCUUAACACUCCCUAAAGAAGGCUGUAUAUAAUAACCCACAUGAUUGUGCAUCCCCAAUAAUUGCCAGCUUCAUAGAACGUCUCAAACAAAAUGAAGCCCACAAGGAAAUAUAAUUUUUAAAUUUUUUUUUUUGCUCGUCAUAGAAAUAACUAUGUAAAAACUUACUUUUUCCUUCGUUGACUGUAAAGUCUGUGGUUCCUGUCAGGUUGACAGAUUAGCUUGGGCUGAUGACUGUAUUCCACAGCCCAUGUCUGGAGAUGCUGCAAUAGUUAACAGCAGCAUAUGGCACCAGAGAAGUAAAUGUGAAAAAUACCCGGAAGGAUUUUUUUUAUUGUGGUUGUAACUACUCGAUCUGUUGGUCGGUCACUUUCAAACAUCCUCCCUAUGCUGAAAGAAUACCCCACCUUAUGAAUAUUUGCAUCACAUUAUAGAACUCCUUUGGUAUAACAGACUGAUUAUUGUUCCCUGUCUUAAUUGUUUUAAAGAGAUUCCUCCUCAAGUUUCAACUGGAGACUUCAUUUCCCAAAUUUCCUUUUAGUUAGGAAAGCUUACUUCUGGGCAGUGAGAUGCAAGGGGAGAUAAGUGAAAUUGAAAACGGAAUCAGUGAAAACAAGAGUUAAUUGAGGGGAUCAACAAAAUCAACAAACCUUUAGCUACACUGACUUAGGAAAAAUAAGAUUUCAUAUUACUAAAAUCAAAUGAUAGUGGGGACAUUAAUGCAGACCUUAUGAAAUAAAAAAUACUGUUAUACUAUGAAAAAUUGUGCACCAGCAGAUUAGGAAAUACAGAUGAAAUGGACAAAUCCUAGAAACUGCUAAUACUAAAGAAGAAGUAGAAAAUCGGAACACUUAUAAAAAGUAAGGAGAUUGAAUCUGUAAUCAAGAACUUUUCAACAAAAAAAAAAAGCCCAGGACACGAUGGCUUCACUGGUGAAUUCUAGCAAACAUUUAUUUAAAGAAAAAUUAACAAUCCUUCCUCAAAGUCUUCUAAAAAAUAACAGGAGAAAACACUUGGGAACUCAUUCUGUGACGAUUGUCGUCCUUCCGUUUUCUCUGACUCGACAACCUUGUGUAACAGAACGAAGCCUUACCUGGUUCUGCACCGUCUUCAUGAUCACUGAUGUGUCUGAGUCCAUUGUUACGGCUCUUUUGUCAGUCCAUCCUAUUGAGGGUUUCCCUCAUUUUUGCUGACGCUAAAAGCCAGCCACCACCUGUGGGAAAGGAAGAUACUUCAGAGGGAUUUCUGUUAGCACAGAAAGAACUUGCUGAGAAAACAUUGAGGGUUUACCAGAUCACAAAGGAGUCAUCCUGAGUUGUAGAGAGAUGCGUGCACAGUGGGGGAGUUUGAAAAGUUAUAUAUGGGUGGAAUUAGUGGUACGGACAGAGACGCGUGUGGAUUCGAGCAAAGGUUUUGAAGGAUACAAUGAGCACCAUUCAGAUCUGGAGUCAGGUGAGGGGGGAAGAGACUGAGUUAUCUGGGCAAAGAUGUGGGUCUUUCCAGGAGGGACACAUUGGAGGGUGUGACGGAUUAAGUUAUGUACCCCUAAAAAUGUGUUUAGCAGUUGGGCUGGGCCAUGAUUCCCACCAUUGUGUGAUUUUCCUGUAUGUUGUAAAUUCUGCCUCUGUGAUGUUAAUGAGGGAGGAUGGGUGGCAGCUGUGUUAGUGAGGUAGGUCUCGACCUACAAGAUUGCACUGUGUCUUGAGGCAAUCUCUUGACAUAUAAAAGAAUUGAGCAGAGAGACGGGGGACCUCCUACCGCCAAGAAAGAAGCACUGGCAGCAGAGCGUGUGCUUUAGACCCAGGGUUCCUGGGCAGAGAAGCUCCUAGCCUGGGGGAAGAUCGAUGAGUAGGCCGACAGAGAGAGGAAGCCAUCCCCUGGAGCUGACACUCUAAAUUUAGACUUCUAGCCUACUUUACUGUGAGAAAAUAAACUUCUCUUUGUUAAAGCCAUCCACUUGUGGUACUUCUGUUACAGCACCACUAGAUAACUAGGACAGAGGGCUAUGUGCUACGUUGAUGUACUUUGUUGAACACUGUCCUCAAAAUGCAUGCCCAUCUGUGAAUGUGACUGUCAUGAAUUGUGUCCCCCAAAAAUGUGUCAACUUGGUUAGGCCACGGUUGCCAGUAUUAUGUGGUUGUCCUCCAUUUUGUGAUUGUAAUUUUAUGUUAGAGGAUAACAGUGCGAUUGGAACACCCUUACAAAGGUUACAUCCCUGAUCCCAUGUAAAGGGAGUUUACCUGAAGUGUGGCCCACACCACCUUUUAUCUUAACAAGAGAUGAAAGGGAAGCGAGCGGAGAAUGGGGACUUCAUACCACCAAGAAAGCAGUGUCAGGAGCAGAGCGUAUCAUUUGGACCCAGGGUUCCUGUGCCGAGAAGCUCCUAGUCCAGGGGAAGAUUGAUGACAAGAACCUUUUUCCAGAGCCAAAAGAGAAAGCCUUACCCUGGAGCUGAUGCCCUGAAUUUGGACUUCUAGUGUACUAUGAGAAAAUUAAUUUCUCUUUGUUAAGGCCAUCCACUUGUGGUAUUUUUAUUUAGAAGCCCUAGAUAAAUAAGACACAGAUGUAAUUAAGUAACUGUUGUCCUUAUAAGAAGUCAUAUGAAGCACAUACACACAAGGGAAGACCACGGAGGUACAGAAUGGAGUAAUGGUGCCACAAGCCAAGGGCCACCAGAGGCUGGGAGAACCAAGGAGGGAUUCAUCCCCAAAGCCUUCAGAUGGAUUAUGGCCCUGCUGUUUCAGACUUCCAUCCCCCUAGAACUGUGAGAAAGUAAGUUUCUGUUGCUUUGAGACACCCAAUUCAUGGGAAUUGAGCUGUUAUGGCCCUAGAAAACUAAUACACUUAAGGCCGAAGACAUGUCUGGGAAAAUGGAAAUCUGGGGUGAAACACCUGUGAGCUCGAGUCCCAGGUCCUCUACACUGUGAUCCUAAGCAGAUCAUGUCACCCUUCUGAGCCUUGGUUUCAAUGUUGGCUACAAGCAAGAUGGUACUAUGACCUCACAGGGUGGUUAUGACAAUUAAUUGUACUUAAAGAGUUUUGUCAACAGUAGCAGUGAACAUUUUUGGUGCCUGAUGACUGAAGGUUUGCCUGGCCCAUCGUAUAAGGAAUCCCCAUAACAGCACAAGGGGAUAUUAAUCUUUAAUAAAUAAUAUUUAAACAUUUUUCUUAGAUGCCUAAUGAUCAUAAUACAGAGGAGGUAAUUUUGACAUGCAUGAACUAGAAAUGUGCAGUUUAUAUGAAGAAAACUAUACAACUUUGCUGAAUAGAACUUGUAAAGAGAUAAAUCACUUACCUGAAUGUGACUACUAAAUAUUAUUUGACACAAUGCAAAUAAAAAAAAAUCUCAACUAUUUGAAGGAUGACUUUGACUUUUCACUGAUGAAUCUAAACUUCUAGAAUAAUAAAGUAGGAAAAUAGAAAGCUUUUGUAAAAGCAGGGUAAGAUGUCAAGUGCCACCGAGUCAGUUCUGACUCAGCAACCCCAGGUACAACCAACAGAACACGCCGGGUCCUGCGCCAUGCUCACAAUUGUUGCUAUGUUUGAACCCACUGUCGCGGCCACUGUGUCAGUCUAUCUCGUUGAGGGUCUUCCUCUUUUUCACUGACAAUCUACAAAGCAUGAUGGCUCUCCAGGGACUGGUCCGUCCUGCUAACACGUCCAAAGUGUGUAAGGUGAAAUCUCGCUAUCCUCACUUCUAAGGGACAAUCUGGCUUCCAAGACAGAUUUGUUCUUUUGGCAGUUCAUGGUAUAUUCUAUAUUCUUAAUUGAAACCGUAAUUCAAAGACACUGAUUCUUCUUUGGUCUUCCUUAUUCAUUGUCCAUCUUUUGCAAGCACAUGAGGCAAUUGAAAAUACCAUGGCUUGGGUCAGGCGCACCUUAGUCCUCAAAGUGACGUCUUUGCUUUUGAACACUUUAAAGAGGUCACUUGCAGAAGAUCUGCCCACUGUAAUAAGUCAUGUGAUUUCUUGACCGCUGGUUCCAUGGGCAUUGAUUGUGAAUCCAAGUGAAGUGAAGUCCUUAACAGCUUCAAUAUUUUUUUCAUUUAUCCUGAUGUUGCUUAUUGGUCCAGUUGUGAGGAUUUCUGUUUUACGUUGAGGUGUAAUCCAUACUGAAGGCUGUAGUCUUUGAUCUUCAUCAGUUAAGUGCUUCAAGUCUUCAGUUUCAUCAAGCAAGGCUGUCAUCUGCAUAUCGCAGGUUAUUCAUGAGUCUCCCUCCAAUCCUGAUGCCGUGUUCUUCUAUAUAGUCAAACUUCACAUACUAUUUGCUCAGCACACAGACGGAAUAAGUGUGGUAAGAAGUUACAACCCUGAUGACCACCUUUCCUGAUUUUAAACCACGUAGUGUCUCCUUGUUCUGUUCCAAUGAAUGCUUCUUGGUUUAUGUACAGGUUCUGCAUGAGCACCGUUAAGUAUUCUGGAAUUCCCAUUCUUCACAAUGUUAUCCAUAGUUUGUUAUGAUCGAUACAGUCGAAUGCCUUUCCAUAGUCAAUAAAACACAGGUAAACAUCUUUCUGGUAUUCUCUGCUUUCAGCUGUGAUCCAUCUGAUAUCAGUAGUGAUAUUCCUCAUUCCACAUCCUCUUCUGAAUCUGGCUUGAAUUUCUCCAGUUUCCUGUCGAUGUACUGCUGCAACCAUUUUUGAAUUAUCUUUAGCAAAAUUUUAUUUGCGUGUGCUAUUAAUGGUAGUUUGAUAAUUUCCACAUUGCUUUGGACCACCUUUCUUUGGAAUGGCCAAGUAUAUAGAUCUCUUCCAGUCACUUAGCCAGGUAGCUGUCUUCCAAAUUUUGUGGUGUAGACAACAGAGACUUCCAACAAGACUAAGACCUACAAAGUUUAUCAUGAUUAUUUUAAAUAUUGUAAAACCUACCAAAUAAUAUAAUUUUUAAAUAUCAUAAUAAAAAUUUGUAUAGGUCAGAAAAUAUAUUUACAAAGGAAACUACUUGCCGUUGAGUCAUUUUUGACUUAUGAUGGCCAUGCUUGUCAGCGUAUAACUGGGCUCCAUUGGGUUUUCAGCGGCUGAUUCUUUAGAAGCAGAUCACUGGGCCUUCUCCGGCACCUCUGGGUGUACUCAAACCUCCAACCUUUCAUUUAGCAACAUAGUGCAUUAACCAUUUCCACCACUCAGGGGUGUCAGAAAAUAUAAGGCAUGUAAAAAUGUAUUACAUGGUAAAAGCAUCUUCAAAACUGUGAGUGACAUGGGGACCUAAACAGGAUUGGAAUAACUAAUUAUAGAGCAAAACCAAAUUAAGUUUGAACCUGACCUCACGUCAUAUAAAACUUUUUUUCACUUGGAUUUAAGACUUUUUAAAGUUCGUAAUACAGAAAUUUUCAACUAUGCACUGUGGUAAAAUGAGUUCCUUUACGUAGCCUUUUGCCCUGGUUCUUCAGAAAAACAGCUUGAGAGAUUUUCCCCCUAAGCCUUGAGGUGUUACCUUUGCCGUAGUUUUCUACCCCAGAGGGUUUGUUACUUUUGUCCAGAUUGAUAUUUCCUGGCUAAGUUGUAAACAACUUGAUGGUCUGAACCUUUUUGUAUGGCCCUAGGCUGCUGCCUGUCCUGUGACUGGUACACACCUUGUAGGGAUUGGUCCACAUUUUCUGUAAGUGAAGUGACUAUUGUUGUUGUUAGGUGCCACUGAGUCAGUUUCAACUCAUAGCAACCCUAUGGGCAACAGAAUGAAACACUGUCUGGUCCUCCACCAUCCUCACAAUUGUUUCUAUGCUUGAGCACAUCAUUGCAGCCACCGUGUCAAUCCAUCUUGUGGAGGGUCUUCCUCUUUCACUGACCCUCUACUUUCCCAAGCAUGAUGUCCUUCUCCAGGGACUGGUCCCUCCUAAUAACAUGUCCAGAGUACAUGCAACAAAGUCUCACCAUCCUUGCAUAUGAGGAGAAUUCUGGCUGUACUUUUCCAAGACAGAUUUGUUUAUUCUGGCAGUCCAUAAUAUAUUCAAUAUUCUUCGCCAACACCGUAAUUCACAUGCAUCAAUUCUUCAGUCUUCCUUAUUCACUGUCCAGCUUUCACAUGCAUAUGAGGUGACUGAAAAUACCACGGCUUCUGUCGAAUGCACCUUAGUUCUCAAAGUGAUAUCUUUGCUUUUAACACUUUAAAGGGGUCUUUUGCAGCAGAUUUUCCCAAUGCAAUACGUUGUUUGAUUUGACUGCUGCUUCCAUGGGCAUUGAUUGUAGAUCCAAGUAAAAUGAAAUCCUUGAUUAUACGUUAUGCAAAUGAAUUGUUAUAGACUAUGAAAAUGAAGUGAGUAUGGUUCACUGAGGAGACUGGUCAGUUUGUGGCCUUGCUAGAAGGACCAUGCCUUGCAAUUGACAAGGAGUUUGCUUCUAUAAGCAACCAACUGCGCAGAGGUUUCAGAAAGGAGAAAAGGCAGUUAACUCGUGCUAUUUGAUUAUUCUGAAAUAGAGGGUAAGCAGAAUAAAUUCAUUCUCUCCACUUAAAUGCCAAUUUUCAAAUAAGGACUUGGUACCUUAGUUACCUCCAAUAGUAACUAAUAAUUUUCUCCUCUCUUUUUUGAGAAUCAUUACGCACCCAUAGGUGUUUAUAUAUUCAGUGUUUAACUCAGCUGUUAUUCUUCUGAUGCUCAAAUUAAUUCAUCUUUUGCCAAGAGAGUCUUCAGUUGUCCCUGAAUUCUUUUCAUACAACCCAAGUGAUACCUGAUAGCUAUCUUGCUUUCUGGCACAAAAUAAUGUUCCAGGCUCAUAAAUUUCCUGCCCCACACUUGGAAUUAGCCAUUUUCCCAAGGACCCUUUGGUUCCCUGGUGAGGAGUGAUAGCAUAACCUAAACAAAGUAUUUAAAAAAUAUAUUUUUAUAAUUAUUCUUUAUAACUCUUGGGUGGGAUAUACAUGACACCAGAUGCAGAAACAAU